This is a messenger RNA of Zonotrichia leucophrys gambelii, 1093 nucleotides long. It is a transcript of the gene RPSA, whose product is annotated as ribosomal protein SA. Gene Ontology annotation, biological process: cytoplasmic translation; ribosomal small subunit assembly. The transcript is spliced from 7 exons. The coding region runs from base 48 to 1043 and encodes 331 amino acids. Gene Ontology annotation, cellular component: 90S preribosome; cytosolic small ribosomal subunit; ribosome. The record is from RefSeq and is a predicted model, not a curated record. Lineage: Eukaryota; Metazoa; Chordata; Aves; Passeriformes; Passerellidae. Gene Ontology annotation, molecular function: laminin receptor activity; structural constituent of ribosome.
CGCGGAGCCUCGCCCCCGAGGCGCCCCAUUGGCUGCCGAGCCUAUAUAUGGCCGUCAGCUGGGGGCGGGCUCUCUUUCGGCUCCGCGCCGCCCGGGCCUCCAUACGGCGUUGUCAGCGUUCCCUGUCGUUGCUUCCCAAGGGAAACCCCACAAUGUCCGGAGGCCUCGAUGUCCUGCAGAUGAAGGAGGAGGAUGUCCUCAAAUUCCUCGCUGCCGGGACCCACCUGGGAGGUACCAACCUGGACUUCCAGAUGGAGCAGUACAUCUACAAAAGGAAGAGCGAUGGUAUUUACAUCAUCAAUCUGAAGAGGACCUGGGAAAAGCUGCUCCUGGCAGCUCGUGCCAUUGUUGCCAUUGAGAACCCAGCUGAUGUGAGCGUCAUUUCUUCCAGGAACACUGGACAGCGUGCAGUCCUGAAGUUCGCUGCUGCCACUGGGGCUACUCCCAUUGCUGGGCGCUUCACCCCUGGCACCUUCACAAACCAGAUCCAAGCAGCUUUCCGUGAGCCGCGGCUCCUGGUGGUGACGGACCCGCGGGCGGAUCACCAGCCCCUGACCGAGGCAUCCUACGUGAACAUCCCCACCAUCGCCCUGUGCAACACGGACUCCCCGCUGCGCUACGUGGAUAUCGCCAUUCCCUGCAAUAACAAGGGAGCGCACUCGGUGGGCCUGAUGUGGUGGAUGCUGGCUCGGGAGGUGCUGCGCAUGCGUGGCACCAUCUCCCGUGAGCACCCGUGGGAAGUCAUGCCUGACUUGUACUUCUACAGGGAUCCCGAGGAGAUUGAAAAGGAGGAGCAGGCAGCUGCUGAGAAAGCAGUCACAAAGGAGGAAUUCCAGACUGAAUGGACAGCCCCAGCACCUGAAUUCACUGCUCCUCCUCAGCCCGAGGUUGCAGAUUGGUCUGAGGGAGUGCAGGUCCCAUCCGUGCCCAUCCAGCAGUUCCCCACAGAGGACUGGAGUGCUCAGCCUGCCACCGAGGACUGGUCAGCAGCUCCCACUGCCCAGGCUACUGAGUGGGUUGGCACUGCCACGGAAUGGUCUUAACUUCAGCCCUGCUGUACUGUGAGAGAAAUAAAGGCUGGUUUAGUACGCGC